Molecule: messenger RNA, 742 nt
Organism: Nannochloropsis gaditana CCMP526
Exons: 2
Coding region: 1-627 (208 amino acids)
Source: RefSeq, a predicted model, not a curated record
AUGUCGGAGGAGGAGGUGGUCACCGGCGACGAGGCUCCUUCGGGCUCGGGACACAGAAUUAAGAUCAAAAUGACGAACGAAGGCCGUGUCCUAGAAGAAAAAGGUCCCUCAAAAGGGAUCUCUCCUCUCUCCCCUCUCCCGCCUCCGCAUGAAGGCCCAGCUGGAGGCAGCGUGGAUGGGAAGCAUGAGCUAAACAAGGUGGAAACAGCCCCCGAAACCUCGUCUGGAAUACCUGCUUCUUCCCCCGGAACAGAGCCAGCCGGCAGCACGCUGUCACUACCAUUGGGCCGAGCAGAUAUCGAGCACAGCAUUUCCUCGGAGACUGCGGAGGGAAGAAACGAAGGAAGGCCCCUGUGUGCGGAGACCUUGGCGUCACCCGAGAGCACGCCCGCUUCGACGGCCCCCCCCAAGAAGAAGACCAGCAAGGCCAAAAGGCAGCGCGCUCCUGGCCCCGGAACAGCUCCCGUCGAGCCUACAUCCCUCCCUGUGGCCGACGUGGAAACACAGCAGGUGACCGAGGAAUCCUCCUCCGGCCCUUCCCCUUCCUGUGCUCCGCCCUCCGCCCCCCCCCCCGGAAGCCAUGGCCACCUCCGGAGGCAACAGCCCCGACACGGGCAGCAGGGGUGAGGACAACGCCGGCGGUGGUAGCGACCGAAGGAAAGGCUUGGCUCGUAGCGGACUGGUGUGUCAGCACGAUUCUCAGUGCAUGGAGCCCCGCACGACCAAGGACCGAGGGGGGGGA